CAUGGAGGACAUACCUUUAAGCCACUGGCAGAAAUCUAUGAGCAGCAUGUCACAAAAGUAAAUGAAGAAGUGGCAAAGCUUAGAAGAAGACUCAUGGAACUAAUCAGUUUAGUGCAAGAAGUGGAGAGGAACGUGGAGGCGGUGCGCAGCGCCAAGGAUGAGCGAGUUCGCGAAAUCAGAAACGCCGUGGAGAUGAUGAUUGCCCGCUUAGACACUCAGCUGAAGAAUAAGCUUAUAACAUUAAUGGGUCAAAAGACAUCACUUACCCAAGAAACUGAACUUCUGGAAUCCCUGCUCCAGGAAGUGGAACAUCAGUUACGAUCAUGCAGUAAGAGUGAGUUGAUAUCCAAAAGUUCCGAGAUCCUGAUGAUGUUCCAGCAGGUUCAUCGGAAACCCAUGGCCUCAUUUGUCACCACUCCAGUUCCACCAGACUUCACAAGUGAAUUAGUUCCAGCCUAUGACUCAACUACCUUUGUCUUGGAAAACUUUAGUACAUUGCGUCAGCGAGCAGAUCCUGUUUACAGUCCACCUCUCCAAGUGUCAGGACUCUGCUGGAGAUUAAAAGUUUAUCCGGAUGGAAAUGGAGUGGUACGGGGCUACUACCUGUCUGUGUUCUUGGAGCUGUCUGCUGGAUUGCCAGAGACAUCCAAGUAUGAGUACCGUGUAGAAAUGGUUCAUCAGUCCACCAAUGAUCCAGCUAAAAACAUAAUUCGAGAGUUUGCCUCUGAUUUUGAAGUUGGAGAAUGCUGGGGCUACAACAGGUUCUUUCGUCUAGACUUGCUAGCCAACGAAGGCUAUUUAAACAGGCAGAAUGACACUGUGAUUCUAAGGUUCCAAGUGCGCUCACCGACCUUCUUCCAAAAGUGUCGAGAUCAACACUGGUACAUUGCUCAGUUGGAAGCAGCUCAGACAAGUUAUAUCCAACAAAUAAAUAACCUUAAAGAGAGGCUUGCAAUUGAACUUUCCCGGACCCAGAAAUCACGAGGCAUUUCACCUCCAGACACUCAUCUUAGUCCCCAGAAUGAUGAUAGUUCAGAAACUAGAUCGAAGAAGCCUGGACAAAGUGCUGAAGUGCUGCUUGAGAACGUUGCCGCUCCAGGGGUGCGAGAGAGCAAGGAAGAUGAUGAGGAGAAAAUCCAGAAUGAAGACUUCAAUCAUGAACUCUCUGAUGGUGACCUGGAUGUAGAUCUCACUGGAGAUGAUGAAGUAAACCACCUUGAUGGUAGCAGCUCUUCAGCCAGCUCAACAGCAACUAGUAACACUGAAGAGAAUGAUAUUGAUGAAGAAACUAUGUCUGGUGAAAAUGAUGUUGAAUACAGCAAUAACAUGGAGUUGGAAGAAGGAGAUCUCAUGGAGGAUGCCGCUUCUGCGGCUGCUGCUGCUCCUGGAGCAUCAGGUACUAGCCAUGGCUACGCCAGCGCAAGUGGAAGAUCUUCCAGGCGGGGAGGGAGUACCCUAGGCUCAGCAGCCAGUAGCAGCUUAUUAGAUAUCGAUCCCUUAAUUUUAAUCCACUUGUUGGAUUUGAAAGACAGAAAUGGUAUGGAAAACUUUUGGGGCCUUCAGCCACGUCCACCCGCUUCUCUUCUGCAGAGCAGAGCAACAUCCUACUCUCUGAAAGACCGAGAUCAGCGGAGACACCAGGCAAUGUGGCGUGUGCCCCCCGACUUGAAGAUGCUGAAGAGACUGAAAACUCAGAUGGCUGAAGUCCGAAGCAAAAUGUCUGAUGUAAAAAACCAACUGUCAGAAGUAAGAAGCAGCAAUGCUGGCACAUGUGAUGGACAACCCAGCUUCUUCUCUGUUGAGCAGGGCGCCUUAGCUGCGUGUGGAGCAGAAAGCUGCAGCAAGCUACAAGAAAUAGGAAUGGAACUACUGACAAAGUCUUCAGUUACAAGUUGUUACAUAAGGAAUCCUGCAAGUAAGAAAAGUAACUCCCCCAAGCCUCUUCGGCCGGGAGCGGGUAGCCUGUCUCUGCGAAGAGCGAUGGACUGCGCGGAUGGUCAUCUCCGCUCCAAGGGAGAGGCUCAAGCUUCUGAAGGCGGUGCAGGAGGCUCCAAGGCCAGCAGCAGGCACGGCUCUGCCAGGGCCCUGAGCAGCGGCUGCACCUCCGACGCGCUGCCCAAGCUGGAGGAAAGACCCUGUGAAGGCUCCGAUUCCGAUGUGGGAGUUUCUGGCUUAAAUGGGUUGGCUGCUGCAGAGAAGACCAGGAAAGUCGGAGCUCUAGGAUCCAAUGCCAAGGGGUGUCGUUCGGAAGGAACGCAGGCAGCCGACCUGGAGACCGACACCGGCGAAGGGCAGGACGCGCUCCCUGACGGGGCUUUGGCUGCGGCCGGCGAAGCUGGGGUAUGUCAGAAGCAUGUCCUUCAUCUCCUGCCAGGGAUGAGCAGCGAUAGUGACAUUGAAUGUGACACAGAAAAUGAAGAGCAGGAGGAUGCCAACUCCACCUCGGAGGGACUUAACCAUGCCUUCUCUGUGCAGUCCUCGAGUGAAGCCUUAGAGCGGUGCUCGGUAUUCCCGGAGGGUGAUCCGGUAGGCUCUGAUGAUCUCAGCUUCGUUACUGGAGAAGACAGCACCAGGUAA
Molecule: messenger RNA, 2577 nt
Organism: Tinamus guttatus (white-throated tinamou)
Lineage: Eukaryota; Metazoa; Chordata; Aves; Tinamiformes; Tinamidae
Source: RefSeq, a predicted model, not a curated record